AUGCCCGCCGCAACAAAUGCUGAUGCCUCGUUUUUGUUGCAUCGACUUUUCAGGGAAUACCAAACGAGUAUUUUCAUUGUGGGCAGUACUGUGGUUGCUGCUUGGUUAUUCAAUAAACUGUGGAUCAAUCAUCGAUUUUAUCCGAGUAAACAAUCGAUGCAUAACAAAACUGUUUUAAUUACAGGAGGAACUAUUGGCAUUGGCUAUGAAACUGCAAAAGAUCUUCUUCAACGAGGUGCUCGAGUUAUUAUUGCUUGUCGAAAUUUGAACAAAGGACGUAAUGCAACGAGUAGACUUCUCAGCGAAACCGACGCUAAUGAAGAUAGUAUUCGAUUGAUGGAAUGUGAUCUAUGUUCAUUGGAGUCGGUACGAAAUUUUGCCAGAUUAUACAAUGAACAAGAAGAAAGACUGGACAUCUUGAUUUGUAAUGCUCGUCUGAGUUGGUCAUCGCCCAUUAUAACUAAGGAUGGUUUCAAUGCGGUGAUUCAAGCCAACUAUCUUGGCCAUUUUCUUCUUACAAAUCUUCUAUUGAAUAAAAUGAAAAAAUGUCGACCAAGUCGGAUCCUUCAUGUUUCAUCUGAACUGCAUGCCGGCAUAGAAUCCAUUGAUUGGUCCGAUGUUUUUACACAAUUUCGAAAUCCUCAUUGGCAUGGUGCCUAUCCAACGUCGAAACUAUUUCAAAUUCUAUCAGCACUCAAGCUAAAACAGGAUCUAUAUGCUGAACGUAUCGAUGUUUUUGCAUUGACUCCAAGUUGGAUGCCAACUUCAAUCGACGGUCGAUCGGUAAAAGCUAUUAUUUGGUUAGCAUUCAUUCUCUCGUAUCCAUUCGUGCGUUAUUUAAAAUUUCUAUUUACCAAAACGCCUGAAAUCGGUGCACACACAAUUGUCUAUUGUGCUGUUGAACCAACACUCGAACAGUCAAAUCAUUUCUAUUUUCAAAACUGUAAUGUUGCACAGCCAUCGUCCUUAGCCAUCGACCAAAUAGUAGCUGAACGGCUCUGGAAGACAAGUCUCGAAGCAGUGGGACUCUGA
Molecule: messenger RNA, 1032 nt
Organism: Rotaria socialis
Lineage: Eukaryota; Metazoa; Rotifera; Eurotatoria; Philodinida; Philodinidae
Source: the annotation of a GenBank genome assembly